This is a messenger RNA of Oreochromis aureus, 926 nucleotides long. Its product is annotated as butyrophilin-like protein 2. The transcript has 4 exons. The coding region runs from base 139 to 678 and encodes 179 amino acids. The record is from RefSeq and is a predicted model, not a curated record. Gene Ontology annotation, cellular component: external side of plasma membrane. Lineage: Eukaryota; Metazoa; Chordata; Actinopteri; Cichliformes; Cichlidae. Gene Ontology annotation, biological process: cellular response to lipopolysaccharide; cell surface receptor signaling pathway; immune response.
AAGUGUGAAGCUGAACUCUGAGCUGUGACAGUGUGAGCAGUGUGAGAGUGUCAGUAGAUGAUCAGCAGAGGAAAGUGAGAGCUGCUGUGAGCUGAUGUCCUGAAGGGCUUUUAAAGAGUCUCUGAGUUUGACAGGAACAUGAAGAUGUUUGUGGUGUUUGUGAUCCUCCUGCACGUUUCCCAGCAUGCCCUGGCUGUGGUUGUGGAGGUGAAUGAGGGGGAAAGAUCUGUCCAGCUGCCCUGUCUGCACUCAGGUUUCAUACCUGAAGAGCCCACAGUGAUGUGGACUCGCUCUGAUCUUCAUCCCAAAUCUGUCCACGUACGACAAGAAGGAAGAGAUGAUCUUACAGGACAAAACCAGCAUUACAGCGGGCGCACAUCAAUGAGGUCUGAUGCUCUGGACACUUCAGACUUCAGCCUCACUCUGAGAAAACCAACAAAGACUGACAGUGGCAACUACACCUGCUCCAUCAGUGAUGGGAGAGGAAAAUGGAGACUGAGAGAUGUACAGCUGCAGGUCAAAGAGGCUGAACCAUUUGAAGUCCGGCAUCACUUCUGCUCUGACUGCUGGUGGUUGAGACAGACAAUGUAUCUGUUAGACUUGGAGAGGAGGGCUCUUCCACAUGUUGCUUCAGGACAGUCAAAUCUGAGGGUGACAAAUAAAAAUAUUAGAAUAUAAGACCACCAGGUGGAGGUGGAGGUGGAAGAAGGCUCAGAGUCUGUCAUUCUGCCCUGCAAAACUACAGCUGACCUGCCUCAGGACACCAGAGUGGAGUGGACUCACUCUGACCCUGAACUGAUGGUGGUUCAUGUGUAUCCAAACAAAAGUAACCAGGACAGUUUUUACAGAGACCGAACAAAGAUGAAUGAAGACCUGCUGAGAACUGGAGACCUCAGUCUGACCCUGAAAUACCCCACAGAGAGAGA